This is a messenger RNA of Rhizopus microsporus ATCC 52813, 1590 nucleotides long. RefSeq lists its product as uncharacterized. The transcript is spliced from 2 exons. The coding region runs from base 1 to 1590 and encodes 529 amino acids. The record is from RefSeq and is a predicted model, not a curated record. NCBI's taxonomy places the organism in Eukaryota, Fungi, Mucoromycota, Mucoromycetes, Mucorales, Rhizopodaceae.
AUGAAAACAGAACGUACAAAAGUAGUGAUUCGAUCUAAUGAAUCUAGAGAUCAUUUACUUGAAGCGUUUGUUGACAAACAUGAGAUAACCAUGAUUGCUUUACCUGAACAAGACAUUACUCAUGCUCUUUGGAUACCUGAUCUCUCAAUAGACUCUUUACAAAAUUGGAAUAAAGUAGAUAUCAAGCUUGUCAUCAUCACCGACCGUCGACCCCAUUCACUCUCCCGACUGUUACAAUCGGCACUAAGAUCCGUCUAUUUUGGAGAUCGAGUGGACCUGAAUGUGCAUAUGGAACAAUCAGCCGAUCGUGUGACCCGAAUGUUGGUGAACAGCUUCAUGUGGAAACAAGGCACCAAACAGAUCCGACACCGUAUCAAAAAGGGCGGUCUGAUGCCUGCGAUUGUCGAAUCAUGGUAUCCUAGUCAUGACGAUGAGUAUGCCGUACUGCUCGAAGACGAUAUCGAGGUUUCACCUUAUUUUUAUGCGUGGUCAAAGUAUGCCAUCCUCAAAUACCGAUAUGGUCGAGACCGUGAGGCGUAUCGCUUGAUGUACGGCGUCAGUCUGUACGCACCGCGCAAUUUAGAAUUAUUGCCUGCUGGCCGAGUCACCUUUGAUCCGAACUCGGUUCUCUUGCCGCGAUACCCGCCUCAGAUGCCUUAUCUGAGUCAAGUGCCCUGUAGUUGGGGCGCGGUCUACUUCCCGGAACACUGGCGAGAGUUCCACGGAUAUUUGGUCAGACGACUUGAGGACUUGAAUUUGCCAAAGAACAGUACGGCUCGUGUGAUCAGUGUACCGGGCAGCCGUUCUGAUAAAUGGAAAAAGUCAUGGAAGAAGUACUUUAUUGAACUUGUCUAUCUGCGCGCCUAUGUCAUGCUCUAUCCUAACUUUCAUCAGUUUGAAGCCUUUUCGACGAACCAUGUUGAGGUGGGUACGCAUUUCAAGUCGGACGGCAAACGACAGUCAGUCAUCGGUACCUUCAUGGUCCCUCUCAUGCAACGAGACACGAUCCUGUCUCAGCUACCGGACCACCGUCUGCCAUUUUUUGAAGAACUGCCCGUACUCGACCUUUGGGGCCGUCUCCAGACCCACGAAAGCUUGGACCGUGUUGCGGCAGAAUACCAUGAGCAUGUGUCCACAUGCACUCGAACCAUUGGAUCGUUUGAUCCCAAAGAUAUCUUUUGCCGUGUGGAUGGGCCCCCAGAUCCUCCUCAGGUCUUUCCGGGCACAGCCAAGAAGCCCAAACUGCCAGUGCUCGUGAAAGAAGCGGUUCAGCCGAUUGAAUAUAACUACAAGCCGACGCAUACCGAGGAAGAAGCCGAACGUGGAAGAACGCUCCUGUUUGAACUCGGUCCAAAACCGAUCGAUGUAGCUCAGUUGACCCCCGGAGAAGACAAGUCGGUGGGUCGCGAUGAUGAAAUGGUUGACUUGGAAAAUGAUUUGGAUACCUUGAACAGAAUUUAUUACAAGAUGAAUCCUCAGAACCUUGACUUUUUGAAUGAUGAACAGGAACAAAUGGAAGAAGAAGAAGAAGAAGAAGGCUUUGAUGAUCAAGAUGAAAUAGAAGAUGAUUUGCAGAUUGUUGAAGAAUAA